This is a messenger RNA of Girardinichthys multiradiatus, 11635 nucleotides long. RefSeq names its product protein kinase C epsilon type-like. Gene Ontology annotation, molecular function: ATP binding; diacylglycerol-dependent serine/threonine kinase activity. Gene Ontology annotation, biological process: protein phosphorylation. Bases 3011 to 5308 code for a protein of 765 amino acids. The record is from RefSeq and is a predicted model, not a curated record. Lineage: Eukaryota; Metazoa; Chordata; Actinopteri; Cyprinodontiformes; Goodeidae. The transcript has 15 exons.
AGAGCCAUUGAUUACAGCUUGAAAAUUUAGUUUAAAUUAUUUUGUGGUUAAAGUAUUUAUUUGAUCAGCAUACUUGUUGAAGACUCAAAAUUCAAGGUUUAAGACAUGGAACUUGUUUUAGAACAAGCAUGUUUUAAUUCUGGGCUUCAAUUGGUUUUGUACAUUUGAUCCUUGGACUUGACUCGAGACCUUAACCUUUAUGAAUCAGUUUUUACUGACUUGACCAAACUUGCAGAUUUUGACUCGGGAUUUGACUCAAGACUUGUUUGUUUUCUCCUUGAAUUCACAUGUUUAGACUUGAAACUGGAAUCGGAACAUGCACAUUUUAAACUGGGACUACGGUUGCCCAUAAAGUAGGGAAUCUUUCUUUAUUUGGCAGUUAAAUACUUUGUUCUGUAUUUUCAUAAAUGCCCAAUACCCAUGUCUGUCACACACACACACACAUUAACACCAAAUCUAACAAUGAUAAAACAGGGAUCUACACAGGACUCCUUUGGCCCGCUCCAGACAGGUGCUGCCUGCUUGGCUUCGCGUUUGCCUGGAGACUGUGCGUGUGGUAAAAGUGAUGAUUUGUGGCAACAAUGGCUUGCUAUACUCUACCACUUCCUCAGAAAUGAAAAAGCCUGCAAAAGUACAGACAUCAAUGGGAAGAGAUUUCAUAAAUUUUUUUCUUAGUGUGGUUUAACUGUUUGGAAGAUCUGACUUCCUUUCAGGUCAUAAGACAGAAUCUGGGGCCACCAACAAAAUCCUUGAUUUUAUGGACAAUGCUGAUGAGAAUGCUACUGGUAUUGUAGCUGUCAUAGAGCCGCCGCUUGACAAAAUCAGCUCACUGUAGAUGUGGAAAAUGUUGUGUGGAAGGUCUAGCGCUUUUUUUCCACAUCUGCCAAAUGAAGAGAAUUACUUGAAGAGUUUUGUAGGUUUUGUAAUGUGAAGUUCCAGGAAAUUAUGACAUGUAACAACUAAGUGACUGUCCCCUAACCCUGCCAUCACCCGACUAAUGCAAACCUGGACUGCAGUGAAGUCUUACUUCAUCAUUCAGGGGGAGGAGUGUCUCAAACAAGCUCAAGCUUUGUUAAAACUCAGUAAGGACUCAACUGAGGAAGAUGGAGACAUUGUGGAGGUUUACCUUCUCUUCUCCAAUAAUAUCCCCUCUCUUUGAAGAAGUUGUAAAGAAGCUAGACAGUAAUGACCCACUUGUGCUGAGUAAUAUGAUGGCCUUUAUUUUUGUUAUUUUUCUUUGAAAGUAGGCAGACAGGAAAUGGGGUGGAGAGAGGUGGGUGACAUGCAGCACAGGUCUCCGGGGUCGUGACUUAAACCCAGGAGGUCUGUAGGCUCCUUAUAUGUGUUGCGUUAUAUUGUAUUAUGGAUAGCUUCAGGCAAAAACUCACACAGAUGACCAGUUCCAUGGCUACUUAAUUAUAUUGAAGCUGCAGUGUCUACUUCCAUGGGAUGAGGACAUAGCAAGGGCUGAAUUCACUGCAUUUCUUAACAAAUCAGUCUCUUAUGUUAAGAAAUGGUUCAACUUUUCAGAAGACACCAUUGCUAAUGACGCAUUUUUAAGCUUUGAGUAUGACUAGUUGCUUUCUUGAUCUCCCUGUUAAAGAAAACAUUGGCAUAAAAUGAAACAUACCAGUGAUGCCUACGCCCUACCCCAUGAGAGACUGGCGACUCAGGCCGUAAAGGUCGUGGCCCCGAGAAGUUGUCCCUUAGGGUGUCCCUUAUUGUCAUCUCUGAAAGGUAGCAGCCCUACUCGGGUCAUACAUGUCUUGACGUUUGACUUAAGUGGAUAACCUGACUUUCAAAACAAUGACCUCUGCCAAUCACGUCAAAUAACAAAUUUUUUUAACCCAAUUGAAGUUUUAGUUGAUAGUAUUUUAAUAACCCUGUGUUAUAUUUUAUACUAGAGCACAUAAUGAACGUUCUAUUUUUAAUGCUGGACUGAGGUGAUUAUCAAGCUUCUGGAUAUUAUGGUUUGCAGUCAUCUCCUUGAAAUUCCAAUUAUGCUUCACACAUUCCUGCAUUCGUCCUCAUAGGUCCCAUUUUAUGGACUUGUCAACUGGCCCUUAUUAAGUGGGUGAAUGUUCAUAUUUUUGCACCUAAACAUCCAGGAAAGGAGGAGUACACCUGGCUCAUGUCAACAGCUCAGUGUUAAAGGUUAUUGCUUUUUCAACCCUUUUUCGUUAAUUUUGAACUGUAUAUGCGUGUGAGUGCAACCCCGCUCCUCUGCAAAUGAAGGCACAUUUCCCAUCCCUGCAAGCAUGUUGCCAAUGAACACCUCCCCCGUCCUUCGCACCAGACAGGCACCCAUUAAUCUGACGUGUUUUUUGCAUUUCCUGCACCAGACAGACACCGAGACAGAGGAAGAGAAGAAGCAGCCAGAGGUGUGAAGUUAGGGAGAAGUGGAUGAAACCAGGCGCCAGCUGCAGGAGUCCCACCCGCCACCACCCCCCAGGAUCCGCCCCGCCUCCACGCCCCUGCAGCGGUCGCCAGCAGCCGCUGUCUGCUCGCAGCGGUCCGGUGAACAUCCGCUGAUGAGUCCCGGCGGCUGCCAGGCAGGCAUCCGGAGCCUCUCACCCGCAUCACGGCGCGGUAACAGUGACACACGCCGCUCCGCUGCUUCCAGGGAGCUCCAGCUCAGCUGCAGAAGUUUUGUUUAAUUCCUCGAAGGUAAGAACAAUGACACAGCGGCUCACAUCUGGGGCCUCUGCUCGGAUGUUUUCUGCUAACUCGCGCUUGUUGACAGCCUUCUGAGGAAGCCUUCCCCGGGCAAACAGCCGCUUCUCCGGCAGUGUCGUCCACCUUCCAUCGCGGUGAAGAAUUUCUGGUACUUUGCUUAAGUGCUGACGUUUCAGAACUAGAACAUAAACAGGUUGAGUCACGAAGCCUCCAGAGAGCUUUCAGCGUCAUUUUAAACCAGAGGACCACCGGUUGAACAGCGUCUUUAUUAGGACGGAGAGCAGCUGAUUUCCUCGCUGUACUUUGGGAGAACAGUUCGGCAAUAACUGGCGCCAUGGUGGUCUUCAACGGGCAGCUGAAGAUCAAGAUCUGCGAGGCGCGGAACCUGAAGCCCACGGCUUGGUCCCUGCGUCACGCCGUGGGUCCGAAGACCCAGACCUUCCUCCUGGACACGUACAUCGCUCUGAACGUGGACGACUCGCGCGUGGGUCAGACCUCCACCAGGCAGAAGACCAACAGCCCCACGUGGAACGACGAGUUCACCACGGAGGUCAUCGAGGGCCGAAGGAUAGAGCUGUCCGUCUUCCACGACGCCCCAAUCGGCUACGACGACUUCGUGGCCAACUGCAUCAUCCAGUUUGAGGACAUCCUGCACAACGGCAGCAAGCGCUACGAGGACUGGAUUGAUCUGGAACCAGAGGGAAAAGUCUUUGUUGUUAUUGACCUAUUGGGAUCUUCCAGUGAAGAUGCAGGCUCCACUGACAAUGAGGAGCGGGUUUUCCGACAGCGAAUGCGACCCAGGAAACGGCAGGGGGCCGUCCGGCGAAGGGUUCACCAGGUCAACGGGCACAAGUUCAUGGCCACCUACCUGAGACAGCCCACCUACUGCUCUCACUGCAGGGACUUCAUCUGGGGCGUUUUAGGAAAGCAGGGCUACCAGUGUCAAGUUUGUACCUGCGUGGUCCAUAAACGCUGCCAUGAGCUCAUCAUUACUAAGUGCGCUGGAAUGAAGAAGCAGGAUGACACAGUCGGAGAGCAAGUCGGGUCUCAAAGGUUCAGCGUCAACGUACCACACAAGUUCAGCAUCCACAACUUUAAAGUUCUCACCUUCUGCGACCAUUGUGGCUCUCUGCUGUGGGGUCUGCUGCGACAGGGACUCCAGUGUAAAGUAUGUAAAGUAAACGUACACAGGCGGUGUGAGAGCAACGUUGCUCCAACGUGUGGCGUAGAUGCUAGAAGAAUUGCAACUGUGUUGUCAGAUCUCGGGUUGACACCAGAUAAGAUCUCCAACAGUGCCCAGAGGCGGAAAAAGCUCCCUCAGGCUCAGGAUCCUCAGCAGCCCCUAUCAGAGAUACCUCAGACAGAGGAGGACCGCUCAAGGUCUGCGCCCACCUCCCCAUGUGACCAAGAUGUGAAGGAGCUGGAGAACAUUCGGAAAGCUCUGUCCUUUGACCAUCGUGAAGAGGAGCACAAAACACACCCUCUUUCUUCCCUCACGUCAGUUGCCACAAUGAGAGGAGGAGGGGGAGGAGAAAGAGGGGUUGGGGAUGGAAAUGGCAUGAAGGAAGAGAGAAGCCAGGAGAACGGAGAGGUCAAAGGUCACAGUGCUCCUGAGGCAAAAAGGAUGAACCUGCACAACUUUUUGUUCAUAAAGGUUCUGGGGAAAGGAAGCUUUGGAAAGGUGAUGCUGGCCGAGCUGAAAGGCACCGAUGAGGUUUACGCUGUCAAAGUGCUGAAGAAAGACAUUAUCCAGCAGGACGACGAUGUGGACUGCACCAUGACUGAGAAAAGGAUCCUAGCGCUGGCUAGGAAACACCCUUACCUGACACAGCUCUUCUAUUGCUUCCAGACUAAAGACCGGUUGUUCUUCGUGAUGGAGUACGUGAACGGAGGCGACCUGAUGUUCCAGAUCCAGCGGUCGAGGAAGUUUGACGAGGCCCGCUCCCGUUUCUACGCCGCCGAGGUCACAUCUGCCCUGAUGUUCCUGCACCGCCACGGAGUCGUCUACAGAGACCUGAAGCUGGAUAACAUACUGCUGGAUGCAGAGGGUCACUGCAAACUGGCUGACUUUGGGAUGUGUAAGGAGGGAAUCCUGAACGGAGUCACUACCACCACCUUCUGUGGGACGCCAGACUACAUUGCACCAGAGAUCCUUCAGGAACUGGACUACGGUCCGUCAGUGGACUGGUGGGCUCUGGGGGUGCUGAUGUACGAGAUGAUGGCAGGACAGCCGCCGUUCGAAGCCGAUAACGAGGACGACCUAUUCGAGUCAAUCCUCCACGAUGAUGUUCUCUACCCUGUGUGGCUCAGCAAGGAAGCCGUGUCCAUCCUGAGAGCGUUCAUGACGAAGAGUCCUAACAAGCGCCUGGGCUGCGCGGUGGCCCAGGGUUCUGAGGAGGCCAUUAAGCUCCAUCCUUUCUUCAAAGAGAUCGACUGGACUCUGCUGGACCAACGGAAGGUCAAACCACCGUUUAAACCUCGCAUUAAAACCAAAAGGGAUGUCAAUAACUUUGACCAGGACUUUACACGUGAAGAACCUGUUCUGACUCCUGUGGACGAUAACAUCAUCAAGCAGAUCAACCAAGAUGAGUUUAAAGGAUUCUCCUACUUUGGAGAUGACGCCCCAGCUUAGAUCCGCUCCCUGAGGCACAAACAUAUAGAAAUGAAUCCCCCACACACAGAAAAAAACAUUUAAAGAAACACAAUCUCCUCCAGAUUCUGACUAUUCCAGGAAAUAUACCAGACCAUUUGUGUGUCUCAUUAUGGAUUGUGUGUUCUUGUUUGUCCACUCGUACAUACGAACUGUAACUGUAUGCUUCAGUAUCAUGUGAGUGCAGGUCAGCCUGGUAAUGUGUGUACCGGCAUGCAUGCAUCUUGAAAGAGACGCUCAUUCCUUCACAUAAUGUGAUGUAUCCUGUAUCUGCGUGUUUCUUCCCUGUCUAUGAAUGGCAAAAACUAUGAACAAGUGAUUGUAUUUAAAGGUAAAAAGUGCUUUAUUCCUGGUGAAAUAAGAUAAGGAAAGGCAGAACAAGACGUUUUGGAGGUUAUCUCUUGCUUUCUUAGUCAAAGCAGAAAGAUAAAUGUUAGAAAGAGGCACCACAGCAACAAUGUUUGUGUUGUUAAGAUUUAAUUUUAGUCCAUUAAUUUUAUUUCCAACAUAAACAGAGAGAAAGCAGAAAACUGGUGUUCCAGGUCUUAAUUAAGCUCUAAGUGGUACCAUGGGCUGCUGGCUAACUGACCUGAAGUAGCAUAACACUGGGAGCGUCCAUUGAGUCAAAUAAUCAGACAUACUGAGCUCUUGAAGAGGCCCUUUAAGAUUUUUUUCCUUUGGUAAGGAGCCAAUCUGAGCCACUGCCUGUGCUACGAACCAGGAUUAUUGGAAAUCUGCCUUCAGGUUUAUAAAGCUGCUUGUGCUUUUCUUAGCGAAGUGCACUGGCAUUGCAACUCAAACUAGGAAGAUAACUUACUUCAUAACAAUUUUGGUUUAGAGCUACAGAGAAGCAGUGAGUUCUGACCACUUUUUCAGCUGAGAGGAAUGUUUAUUUUCGGCGAAAGGUAUCCCAAAGCUUCUUGUGUAUCAUGAAAUACUUUGUUUUCUGCCAAAAAUCAUUGAGCAAUCAAAGUUCUCAGACUCCUGCAACCUCAGACUGUUCACCAAAAUCCAGUUACAUACAAUGCCAUUCAAACGUUUUCAUAGCACUUGGACCUUUUCACAGUUUGUCAUCAACUUUAACAGUUUUUUUUUUUUAAUGUUAUUUUAUCAUUUUUAUUACAUGUAGUAGAGCAGCAUAAAGUAGUGCAUAAUUGAAAAGUGGAAGGGAAAUGAAUCGUGGAUAACAAACAUUUUGACAAAUACGCCUGAGCCAUUACUGUGUAAAACCACCUUUUGCUGCAGUUACAGCUACACGUCUUUUAGGGUGUGUCUCUAUCAGCUUCGCACAUCUAGAGACUGAAAUGUUUGCCCAUUCUUUUUGCAAGAAAGCUCGGGGUCACUUAGUUUAGAUGGGGACCAACUGUAAACAUCAAAGCUUGACACAGAUUCUCAAUUAGAUUUAGGUUUUGACCUUGACUAGGACAAUUUUAACUCAAAAAUACCAUUUGAUCUAAAUCAUUCCAAUGCUAUUCUGGCUGUAUGUUUAGGAUUGUUAUCCUGCUGGAAGGUGAACCUCCGCUCCAUUUAAAGGCUUUUAAAGCACCAAACCAGUUUGGUUCCAGUACUGACCUGUACAGAUGCAUCCAUCAACUCUGAAUAGCUUCCCUCUUCCUUCACAUGUUUCACCCUGCUUGUGCCGUGUUAGGGGUGAAAUUCAGUUUUCCAUCCUUCUGAAGGUAAUUUGUUCUGCUGGAUUUUAUUUAGGGGUAUCUGAGUGAAGGGGGCCGAAUACAAUAGACACCACACCUUUCUGAGUUUUAUCCACUACUCUGGGUUGUUCUAUCACAAAAGACUACUUAAAUUCAGUGAAGUUUGCAGUUGCAACCUGACAAAAUAUGGAAAAGGUUCGAGUGGCAUGAGUACUUCUGCAAUACACAGACAUCUAGAUUCUAAAAUAUACUUAAAAAAUAGCGAAUAUCUGGUCUGUAUGACAUCUGAAAUAAACCUUGAUGCAUGCUGAUAUUAGCCAAACUAUGUUUGAUUUCACAUGUCUUUAUCAAGCAUUUGAAACAAUCAGGAUUGCUUUUAAAAGAAUAAAGUCCAAACUGUAAAACAGCAGCACACUAUUGGUAUUCACUGUUGAUUAUACAGUAUAUACCCAAUAAGACUGUUUUACUUUAAUAAUAACAUGUCUAGAAGGUUCAUCCAUUGUUACAUGGGCAAACUUUAACCAAAAAAUCUUCAUUUGCUUAUCAAGGUGGUGGUGAGGUGAAGACUCCAACAACAUUUGAAAAUAGACCCUGUAAUAUUAAGGCCACAAGCCAAAACGUGUUGGUCUGUUCAUAAAGCUGAUUCCUCAGUAUUUCAGUUGUAAGUCUUCACCUCUCCAGGACUUUGGUCUUCUUUAUGCACCUUGGAAGUCGGUGAAGCCAUUCCUGAAGAUUUUGGAUCUCUUAUCAAGAUGAUGAUAACAUUUCUGAACUGUUUAGCCAGAUAACCAAAGGAUUUGAUGAGUGUGCUUAUUCUGGUUUGUAGUCCAGGUCUCAGGUCAGCUCCUUUGAACAUUUUAAGACCACGAUUUCCAUAGGACACCUUUUUUUUUUUGAGCAGUGACUGUAAGCAGUUAAUCUACUGGACCUACACUGCCGAGCACCACAAACUAAACCAAGAUUCCUUGGUGGACCCUACUCAGAGGAGAGCAUAUGGGCUCACGUGACUGAAUAACAUGUGAAGCUGAAUGUAUUUGCUCUGCUGUGUGUGUGUGUGUGUGUGUGUGUGUGUGUGUGUGUGUGUGUGUUUACAUAUCCAAAGAGCUAUUGUUGUGUCUUUAUGUUUUAUUUAAAGCAUCUGUGUUUUCAUUGCUGUUCAGUUUUUACUGGAUUGUCUCCAUGUUGCUGUCUGUAGAGUUCAUGUGAUAGACUUCAGUGACACCCUCAUCUUCUGAGACCCUUCAUACCCACCUCAGAAGUUCCUUCAGAGGCUUUGCUUUAUGUUACAGGUCAGAAAAGAUCUAAAACUCCAUGUGCAAUACUCCACAGGAGAUUUUUCUUUUAGGCAAAUGUACUCGUUUUCUUGUAUUCUUUCCUUUCAUUCCCAUGCCUUGCUUUCAAGCCCUUACACAGAUAUACUUUCAGCUUCUAAUGAGGCAGAGAAGUAAGAAGGACUCCACAUAUUUCAACAUAGUCGUCAUAUUUCAGUCGGAAUCAUUGGAGAUAGCAUUUCAAUGCAAUUUUGUUUUUGCACUUAUCAUGAUUUCUCCAGCAAUUAAUACCCACUACUGGGCCUUGAUUUUUGUGCGUGUGAUGCAGAACAUUUGGGACCGCCACUACUGCAAGAAUUGAAGCGUAAAAACAAAGCAAAUUUGUAGUUUACUGACUUCUAACAUUGUGUAACUGACUACUGUGGACAUAAAUUUAUUUUUUUUAAAUGCUGCUGCUACAGUAGCAACACAUCUGGUGUGUAACAUCCAAAUGCUUCCCUAGAAGUUGUUUUAAAAGAAGCAGACAGUUCAGAUGAAAUUCCAGGUUUAAAGCAGGAAAGGUCUUGAAGGUUUGGGGUUAAAACAGGUGGGCUGGUUUGGCCCAGCUCUAGAGUGUUAUUUACAGACCCGAGUGAAAAAGGAAAUCACUGGUCUGUCUGAAAGACGAGGACACUCUACAGCCUUUAGAGUGCCUACUUUAUGUCAUUACUUUUUUUAAAACCACAAACUACAUUGUAUUUUUUUGGAGAUUUUACGUGAUGGACAAACAACACAGUGCAUAAAUUGGACACAAAAGGAUACAAGGUUUUCAUGAUUUUCUGCAAAAAAAAGUGGAAAUCGUUUUGUGCAUUUGUAUUUAGAUCCCCUGAGCCAAUAGUUUUGUGGAACCACCUUUCACUGUAAUUACAGCAACCAGCCCUUUGGGUCCUAUCUACAGACUGAACCUUAUGCCCAUUCCUCUUUGCAAAGUAGCUUCUGCUCAGACUAAAUGUGAACAUCCAUUUUUGCAUCAUACCACAGAUUCUCAAUUGGAUUUAGGUCCUGACUAUGACUGGGCCAUCCUAACACAUAACAUGCUUGAUUUAAAAUAUUCCAUUGUAGUUUUGGCUUUGUGUCAUUAGAGUCAUUGUCAAGUUCAAUUUUAUUGUUUUCCCAAAGAAACUUCGAUUAGCAGCUAUCACAACACAAUUAACCAUACAGCACAACAGAUUUCAGGAGGAUUACACCAAUAUUAAAAACUACUAUUCUCAGAUGCUGUUGAUACAUUUUAGUGCAUGGUGAACCGCAAACAUUGCACAUACUGUAUGUAAGUUCUUAGUUCUCCAAGGAUGACAUGAACAUCAAAGUUCAUUUCAGUUCAGGGACCUGAGAGGUAGUCUAGUCUGGGUAGUGCAGUCCUAGCCAGGUAGAUGAAGCUCAGUGGCUGCAGGAAUGAAAGAGACCCUGGCACACGGUGUUCUAAUGUUAGGUGUCCAAAGAUGGUGGCCAAGACGUCCUGCUGGAAUGUCAACCUCCUUCCAGAAAACCUUUGCAGCAUCUAGUUUAUUGUUUUUCAGCAAAAUCCAUCUUCUCAUGAACUCUGACCAGCGUCCCUGCUGAAGAAAAUCAUCCCCACACCAUGAUGCUGCCUCCACCCUUAAAGCGUUUCGGCUUGUGGCCUUCAUCAGUCAAACCGCUAACAGGAUUUCUUUCAACAAUAACCUUCUUCUGUCCACUCUUCAGGAAAGGACAGAUUUGUGAAGUGCAUGACUAAUAGUUGGGCUGUCGACAGAUUCUCUCACCUGAGCUGUGAGUCUCUGCAGCUCCUCCAGAGUUGGCUGCUUGUCUGAUUAAUGCUGUCCAUGAACAGCCAUGUCUUUAAUUUUCAGAUGAUGGAUGAAACAGUGCUCGAUGAGAUGUUCAAAGCUUAGGUUUAUUGUUGGCAUAAUGUUUUAUAACCUAACCCUGUUUCCGUCAUCCUUCCCUUGCAUCCUGCUGGUGGUGCCGUUUCCAAUCUGAUCAGAGCAGCUUCUGAGAGCACCUUUAGUAUCCACCCUUCAUUACUGUAGGGUGGAUGCUGUUUACUAAUCAGGUGGCUUCUAAGGACAAUUGGUUGUAUUGGGUUGUAUAUAAGGGUAUUAGAGUGAAGUAAAUACAAAUGCAAGCCACACUUUUCAGAUUUUUGAUUUUAAACAAUUUUGAAAACCAUUUAUCAUUGUUUUUCUACUACAGUUAGUCACUUCUCUGUGAUGGUCUAUCACAUAAAAUCCCGAUAAAUUACGUUAAAUUGUUUAGAUGUACAAAAUAUGAAAAAGGAUGAAUACUUUUGCAAGGCACGGUAAAACAGAUCACUUAUAAAACUUUAUGAAAUCACUGUGAAAAAAACAUUUAAAUAAUGUGCUUCAGUAGCUAAUUUGAUAUUUUAGCAAGGAAUAAACUGGAUCCACAUUUGGCCAAUCAGAAAACAUUUUAAAGUGACAGGGAAGCAUUUCUAAAAAAAACUGCGCACUGAUUCACAGUGUAAAGAAAGAUAAUUACUUUUUAAAUGGUGCAUGUGAAAAUUAAUAGCAGUUAAUGUUUGAACAAGCAGGAUAUGGACUGUUACAUCGAGCUGGGCUGGCUGGAUGAAUGGCUGGCAAAAGAACCUGUUGAGCAAACUGCAUUUAUCUCAACAUGUAAACAUUACAGUUUGGGAGACUUGUUACGUGACCUGCUAUUAUACUAUACCUAACAGGUAAGAACAUACAUGUAGCAGUACCCAUGAAGCCCGUUGUAGCGGUAGAAUAUGGAGCAGAUGUUUGAUGCAGCAGUUUUUAACUGACUUCAAACGCAAACUUUACAGAAAGCCGAGCAGACAGAAGAGAAUCAUAGCCACAUUUCUUCUGUCCAUCACUUUCAACUUCUCUUUUUCACCUCCUCUACAUCUCCCCCCUUUUCAUGUCUCCCUUUGCAGCUUUGUUUAGUUGGAAAUGUUAAAAUGUCAAGUUGUUUGUCCCACUACGCCCCAAAAAAGGACGUUGUGUCCCAGAGGUCUUCUGUGCCGAAUGCUGUUUCCAACAAAAACAUCCUUCGUGUAACAAGCUUCCAUGCACUGACUUUUUUCACAGCGGUAACCAACAGUGAAAACCAUGUCAGGUGUUAAAAUCGGUCUUCUUCAAAUACAGUGUUACUGUUUUCAUAUAUUCUGGGGUUUUUUGAAGUUCCUGUAUUUGUGAAGAUUUGACUGUACAUUCUGUAGUCAAACCUGUGGUUUUAUUUUGUUGUUUCCAUGCCCGUCAUGUUAGUUUAUAUUGGGUUUUGAGGUUGUUUUUUUUGUUGCGCUUUGUGCCAAAUGCACUGUAUUUUUAAAGGAUAUGAAGGUGUAUUUUAAUUUUUGAAAUGAAUUAAAUAUCAUGAUGUUGAAACAA